CGGUUCCGAGAAAAGCGGCGCUCCCACGUCGAGCCGACACGGAUUACCGGAAGAAGCGGCACUUCGUUGCGCGACUGCCGAGCGCGCCCGCGCUCAUCAUUAACCACCGCUCGCUACUCAUUAACCACCGUCAGCCGGCACUUAACACUCGCGACGCAGCAAUGCGCGAUUACGCUCGCGUACAGUCACGCCUCGGACGAGUAAAUAAAGCGCGGCUCGCGCCGAGCUAGAUGGCUACGUUACGGCUGCUCGUCGUCGUCGUCGUCAUGCCCCACUGAUCACAGGUCACGGCAAACGUUCUCACACCCGGGCGAGAGAGACCGUGCGAUCGACGUGAGCCUCGUCGCGUAAACUCGAACGGAUUCAACGGAAUCGCGUUAUAAACGAAAUAACGCUGGCACAAUGGCGGCUAUUAACGGUCGAAAAUAGCGCCAACCGAAGACUAAUAAGAUUCCGCUUGCCGCGCGGCAACAGUUGAUCCUGUGUAUCGAUUGGCUAUCGGAGAUAGAGAAUUACUAGGGACUAUGGGGAGAGCGUUGGGAAUUCUAGUUUCUUGCCGCGAUAGGUCGAUCGAUCUCGAUCGAUAUGCGAGGAGUUUUCGACGCUCACGCAACUACGUACCACAAGUUCUUUCGUUCACCUCCGUGGCGGUUGGAUGUGGUUCCUGUAACUACGGAUAUUUUUUGAUCGUGGGAACUGCGUACGCGUUGUCCCUGUUUCUCGUUUACCUUCGUACUACUGGAAAAUGGCAUAUGGACAAAGCUGAAUGCAGUCCGGAGUCAGCAAAGAACUACCGCUACUACUACUACUACUACAACUAUGUACCGUUGCCGACUGAACAGCUGUUGGGUCGUGCCGUUUGGUGGUGGGGUGCUGGCAGCGAAUAUCGGAACACAGCCUAAAUAUCUGUUUUCUACAAUAGAAUGCUCAAGGACAAAGAUAUACGCAGAGAUGAAAUAUUUUUGGGACAGACCUCGUCGUCAGACUAUUCGCUAGCCAAUCUCAGCGUGAGGAAGGCUUGAGCGUCGUGAUUGGUCGACAUCGACGCGCCGAGAUCGCGCGUGAAAGAGAAGCUGGCGGUGUGCGAGCGAGAGAGCAGCGAGCGGCAAGAAUGCAACGGUAGUCAAUGAAAGAGACGCUGAUGUGAUGAUUUCCCUUUAGACAUCGAGUUGUUCGAUUUAUUAUCGCGACAGUUCCUCGCUAAUUGGCGAUAGCCGACAAAGUGACGCGAAGCGAGCGAGCUCGCCUCAGUUUACCUUGAGACGGCUGCUCCAGCCGGGAGAUCCUUCGCGGACAAAGGACUCUCUUUCGUCGUCCUGUUUUCGAGUUUGAAUCCUCGCAAGGCGACACCAGGACGGAUCCUUCUUGUGCACCGCGGACCAUCGGACUAGAGGUGCCCUCGAGAUGCGGUGAUGGCUUUGUUGUAUAGGUUCGCGCAGCUACACGAUCGCAAUGGCACGCGGGUCUUCUCCUUCGUCGUCACCAGAAGCGUCGUGCGCGAUCCUGAGAGGGACGUCACCAGCAAGGAACUAGUAUGCGGCUUUCAGAAGUGGGCCGUCGCUUUCUCGCGCGGGGAAAAGGUCCUGGGAGUGUACCUGGUAUGGCGGGGCGCGUCGAGGAACCUCCGCGUCUACGUGGACUUCACGUUCACGCUGCUGAAUCGGGAGCACUUCUCCAUGAACGAGGGCUUCUCCGGCAAGCGCGUCAAGUUCACCUACGAGGCGCCGGCCCAAGGCAACCGCAACUACAUCCCCGUGUCCGACCUCUACAGCCGUAACUUCGCCGACACGAACGGCGAGUUUCAGCUGGAGCUGUCGAUGGCGAACGUGCGGACCGUCUACAUGACCGAGGUCAGGAUGUCGACGUCGGUGUUCUCCGCCGGCCAGACGAAGCCGAUCAAGCUGGAGACCGACUGCUUCACCUUCGGCGGCUUCGACUGGAACCUGGUGAUCUACCCGUACGCCAAGGACUCGGACGGCCGGAGCCAGGACAGCCGGGUGAGCGUCUACCUGAUAAGACUGACCGGCUUCGACCACCGCUGCAGGGUGAGAUACAGCGUGGCGUUGGGCGACGGUGAACGGCGGAUCGACUCGGGGCAGAUCGAGGACAUCUCCGACGCGGAAGGCUGCGGCUUCGGCUGGAACACGAGGGUCAAGUGGUCGGACAUCGCGCACAAGGGCACGCUCCGCGUGUCCCUGGAGAUGCUCGAGGCGAGGACCAUCUGCGAGAUCACGGUGCAGGCGUUGGGUCCGCCGGUACCACCGGCGGCACCCUGUUACGACCGCGACAAGCAGGCGUGGGCGGUCCGCGCCGACCUCUACUCCGACACGGUCAGGCUGCACUUGGUCUACAAAGAUAUCCACAACGUGCCGAGGAAUCACUUGAGGUACGUCAGUUGGUCGGCAUACUUGCUGAAAAGCGAGGGACCAAACGUCGUGGCGAUCAGACUGCCCGGCGCACCGUUCAGCCGCUACUACGCCCAGGAGUCCGUCGACGAAGGUAUCAUCAUGGAGACUAGCCUAGACAUGAACGAAGUGAAGGAUAAUCACUGUCCAUUCCUCACGGACAAGGGCCAGCUGAGGAUCCGGCUGGAGUGGAACGAGAGCCACCUGCUCUUCCAGGCGACCUACCACAAGUACGACGACGUGUGCCGCGUACACAACCAGCAGAUGCGCCGCGAGAUCGCGUCGCUGCAAGCGGAGAACUACAGCCUGGAGCGGCAGCUCUUCAGCUACCAGAAGAGCCUGGCGUACGCCCAGGCGCAGCAGCAGCAGCAGCAGCAACAGCAGCAGCAGCAGCAGCAGCAGCAGCAGCAGCAGCACUCCAACCAGCAGCACCACUCGAUGAGCCACCCGGCCCAUCUGGAGCGCUCAGUGUCCAGCGAUACCGAAUACGCCUGACAAGUGGAACACGAGUUACU
This is a messenger RNA of Harpegnathos saltator (Jerdon's jumping ant), 2920 nucleotides long. RefSeq lists its product as uncharacterized. The record is from RefSeq and is a predicted model, not a curated record. The transcript is spliced from 6 exons. Bases 1413 to 2900 code for a protein of 495 amino acids. Lineage: Eukaryota; Metazoa; Arthropoda; Insecta; Hymenoptera; Formicidae. Gene Ontology annotation, molecular function: protein binding.